ACUCUUAUAAAUAGUUUACUAAAUAGUUACCCCGAGCUACUGUCGCAGUCGCGACUCUGAACACGAGGACAUUUCCAUUCUCUCUCACUUGCAUUCUAACCAGUCACACACACAACAUACAUACCACUAAUUUGCGCCAUGGCCAUUCAGUCGCUCUUAUCUAUAGUACCCAUAGUCCUCGCCGCCAGUAGUUUCUCAUUCGUAAAGGCGGCAUCCAGUACUUUUCCCAACCCGCAGCCCCCAAAUGGAGACAAUUGUCGAUGUUUUCCCGGCGAUGCGUGCUGGCCGACACCAACGGAAUGGUCCUCGUUUAACGCAACGGUGGGUGGUCGUCUUAUCGCUACGACCCCCAUUGCUGCAUCGUGUCACCAGUCGAAUCUGGCCAAUUACGACGCCCAGGCAUGUCAAGCCUUGCGUGAUGUGUGGUGGUUCCCCGAGACACACCUUGCGACGCCCUCGUCUCCCAUGGCCCCUUUUUUUGCUAACGCCAGUUGUGAUCCAUUUACAACGCCCACGGACCAGUGUGUUAUUGGCGCGUAUGUCCAAUAUGCUGUAAAGGCCGCCGAUGUCGCCGAUUACCAGGCAACGCUCGCCUUCGCAGCCGCGAAGAAUAUCCGCCUUGUGAUCCGCAACACGGGCCAUGACUACUUCGGGAAGUCGACAGGAGCCGGGGGGCUUGCCCUGUGGACGCAUUUCCUUAAGGAUACAGAGCUAAUCGAUAACUAUGAGUCAACGGCUUAUACUGGAAAGGCUCUGAGGCUUGGCGCUGGUAUCGAGGCUCUUGAAGCUUACCAGGCCGCCGACAAAGCCGGGGUUGCAAUCGUUGGAGGUGGUUGCUCCACCGUAGGUGUUGCUGGUGGUUACUCCCAGGGUGGCGGCCAAGGGCCCCUGAACUCCGUCUUCGGCCUUGGGGCCGAUCAGGUCCUGGAGUGGGAAGUUGUCACGGCCGGGGGCCAGCACCUCGUUGCCAGCCCGGCUAAGAACAGUGAUCUAUACUGGGCACUAUCGGGUGGUGGCGGAGGCACCUAUGCUGCGGUUAUCUCGAUGACGGUGAGGGUACACCAGCUUACGAAAGUUUCUGUUGCGACCUUGAAUUUCACCACAAGUACGAACGUCUCCGCGGACCUUUUCAAUAGUGCCGUGCAGACUUUCCUCUUGACGCUGCCCAGACUGGGAGAGGCAGGUACUUGGAGUGUCUGGCUGUUAGCAACUGGUGUGUUCUCACUAAACCCUAUCGUCAGUCCUGACCUGGAUAAAAACCAGCUUCAGGCUCUUCUUGAGCCUACACUAUCCUUCUUGGAUAAUAAUGGCAUUCCAUAUAACUACCAGAUUCAACAAUAUAGUUCUUUCCUGGAAGCAUACACUGAAAUGUUUCCCGUUGAUAACAUUACCGAGUACAACAUCGGUGGGCGAUUGAUCCCAAAAUCACUACUCGAGACCAAUUCUUCGGCAGCGUCAUUUUUCGAAGCACUUAACUUCAUUACCUCUCAAGGCGGAGUCGUGUCCGGAAACUCAUUAGAUGUAUCAGGCUUUCCGAGAACCGGUGUCAAUAAUUCCGUAAAUCCCGUCUGGCGUACUACCAUCUUGAAUAUAGUCUUUGGCCUGGCCUACAACGCCUACGACUUUCAGGCUAAUAUUGCGCUGCAGAACGAGGUCACUAAUACCCUAAUGCCGCGACUUGAGGCGCUGACGCCCGGCGGCAGGGUGUACCUCAACGAAGGAGAUUUCCGCGAUCCCAACUGGAAAUGUAAUUUUUAUGGUGCCAAUUACGCACGUUUAUUGUCUAUCAAGGACAAGUAUGAUCCUGAUGGUUUAUUCUAUGGGCUGACGGCUGUUGGUAGUGAUAGAUGGACUGUUCAAUCAGACGGAAGGCUUUGCCGGAUAUCAUAGGUCUUAUAUAUUUGACAUAUAUGAUGAUAGAUUAUAUAAGAUUCAAUUAUAAAAUAUAUACC
This is a messenger RNA of Daldinia decipiens, 1952 nucleotides long. RefSeq lists its product as uncharacterized. The coding region runs from base 139 to 1890 and encodes 583 amino acids. The transcript is spliced from 3 exons. Lineage: Eukaryota; Fungi; Ascomycota; Sordariomycetes; Xylariales; Hypoxylaceae. Gene Ontology annotation, molecular function: FAD binding; oxidoreductase activity. The record is from RefSeq and is a predicted model, not a curated record.